AUGGCGGUGAUCCGCCCCAAGAAACAACAGAUAGUCGGGUGGGUCCGGACACUAUUUAAAACCAAGUUGUCCCAAGCUGUCUCAGACUUUACACGCCAGAUACAAGACCUCGGUAACAGAGUCUCAGACUUGGAGAUGAGAACAGACGAUUUGUCUGACGCUUUGGGCCACGACCGGGAGGACAUUGACUCCCAUGACAAUCAACUAGCAGAGUUGGAACUUAAAAUUGAAGAUCUCGAGAACAGGUCCCGGAGGGGUAACCUAAGAGUUAGAGGUCUACCAGAAUCGUUUACCGAUCUACAAUCCACUCUGUCGGCUUUAUUUGCUACCCUGCUCCCUCAAUCGGAACCACAUUUCCUGAAAAUGGAUCGUGUCCAUAGGUCUUUGGGGAAGCCUCGGACUCCGGAUCUCCCCAGAGAUGUAAUUCUGAAGUUCCACCAUCCUGACACAAGGGACAAGGUCCUCGCUGCAGCAAGGGACAACCCGGACCUACCUGGACUCCCGCAAUCAGUCCACCUCUACGCUGACCUAGCGCCAUCCACACUCCGUGAUUCCAGCACUCAGAUUGAUAGUUUCCUAGCCUCUAUACGACUUCCCUCAUUGACUUCUGAGGCUCAAUUGGAGCUUAGUUCUCCUAUUACCACUAAGGAAGUGACAUUUGCCAUCAACUCCCUGAAAUUAGGCAAAGCCCCAGGUCCAGACGGAGCGAUUCUUCCAUCUGAUCGACCUGUAGAGCUUACGCCGUUUGAACAUACAAUUAACUUCUCGCUGUAUAGACAAGGGUUACUAUCCAGAAUGUAUGGCGCACUCAACUCAGUUCCUCCAGAUCACAAAAUGCCUUACAUGAGAGCUUGGGAGGCAGAUAUGAGUCGGGAACUUACACCCUCCAAAUGGUCAGAUUAUUCCAUAACUCUUACGAAGGGUUCAUGGCAAGCCACAUUAGCCGAGACCUCCAUAAAAGUGCUUCAUAGGACUUACAUGGUUCCUGCACGCCUACACGCCUUCAACCCGAUCAAAGGAUCAAGUGGAGGAUAUGGACCAGUGUUUGAGGAGCAGCCACAGAACACGUUGUUUCCAGAGGGGUCAGAAGAACUACUUACCCUGGCUUGCCGUGCCCGGGCCAUUCCUCCUGCCACAUACAGGUGGAAACUGAAUGGCACAGAGCUCAAUCUUAUGGAAAACUCCAGUUACCAACUAGUAGGAGGGAACCUGGCCAUCUCUAACCCAACACAUUCUAAGCACACAGGAACCUAUCAAUGUGUAGCCUCUAACCCAAGGGGUACAGUGCUUAGUAAUGAAGCCUCUCUGCGCUUUGGAUAUUUACAUGAAUUCCCACCAGAGGAGAGAGAUACGGUUAAAACAACAGAAGGAUGGGGAGUUAUGUUGCCAUGUAAUCCUCCACUGCACUACCCUGGUUUGUCAUACAGAUGGCUACUGAAUGAGUUUCCAGUGUUUCUGCCCACUGAUAGCAGGAGAUUUGUGUCUCAGGUGACUGGAAACUUGUACAUUGCACAGACUGACGCCCAGGAUGAAGGGGGAUAUUCCUGUCUGACCACCAGCCACAUUGCAUUUACAACCAAAAGUGUUUACAGCAGCUUUACUCGACUUAGUAUUACUCCAGAAGCAGAACCACGGUUGUAUGCUCCCAGUAUUAAAGUGCGCUUCCCAGGGGAGACAUAUACUCUGUCCAGGCAGUCAGUUACAUUGGAAUGCUUUGCCUUUGGAAACCCAGUGCCUCGUAUUCGAUGGAGGAAGGUAGACACAUCACAGCCCCCUCAGUGGUUUGCUUCAGACCCUAUUCUGCAUAUUGAAAGUGUCAGCUUUGAUGACGAUGGAACCUAUGAGUGUGAAGCUGAAAACUCUAAAGGCAGGGAUACCUACCAAGGACGUGUCAUAGUGCAAGCACAACCAGAGUGGCUCCAAAUUAUCUCUGACACAGAGGCCAAAAUUGGAUCUGACCUUCUAUGGAACUGUGCAGCAUCAGGAAAACCUCGACCUACGAUUCGCUGGUUGAAAGAUGGAAAAGCAUUGACAUCACAGGCACGAAUGGAAGUGAGCAACGGGCAGCUGAAAAUCACCAAUUUGGAUCCACAAGACUCGGGCAUGUACCAGUGUGUAGCAGGAAACAAGCAUGGCACCAUUUACACAAGCGCAGAGCUAACUGUUCAAACUAUGGCCCCUGACUUCCGUCUGUCACCAGUGAAACCCCUGAUUCCUGCAGCUCGUGGUGGAGAAAUCACGAUCCAUUGUAACCCACGGGCUGCCCCAACCCCAGUCAUCCUAUGGAGUAAAGGGACUGAACUUCUACGCAACAGUAGCAGGAUCACAGUCACUUCUAAUGGAACAUUAAUCUUGAAGAAUAUAUCUCGUGCAGAUGAAGGCAACUACACCUGUUUUGCAGAGAAUAUCAUGGGAAAAUCCAACAGUACUGGCAUCCUUAGUGUGCGGGAAGCCACAAGAAUUACUUUGGCCCCUUCAGGAUCAGACAUCAACGAGGGGGAUAGUGUUACACUGCAGUGCCAUGCCUCCCAUGAUCCUACCAUGGAUCUCACCUUUACGUGGGAGCUGGAUGGAAUGCCCAUAAACUUUGAGAAGGACGAAGAACAUUAUCAAAAAGUUUCUGGGGAUGAAUCAGUUGGGGACCUUCACAUUAUUAAUACUAAAUUAAGGCAUGCUGGGAAAUACACCUGUACAGCUCAGACUGUGGUGGACCGAGCCUCAGCUUCUGCUUCUCUCCUUGUGCGAGGCCCCCCUGGACCUCCAGGAGGUGUGGUUGCAAGAAAUGCAAAGGAAACAAGUAUCCAAUUGAGCUGGAGUCGAGGGUUUGAUAAUCAUAACCCAAUCAGUCGUUAUACAGUGGAGGUGAAGGAGCCACAAAUGGAAGAGUGGAAAACGGCUCGGACAGAUCCUGCCACUGUGGAGGGAAAUGCAGAAUCAGCUUUAGUGGUGGGACUCACACCAUGGUCUGACUAUCAGUUCCGAGUUGUGGCUAGCAAUAUUUUAGGAGCUGGAGAAUCCAGUUUUCCAUCAGCCAUAAUAAGAACAAAAGAGGCAGCACCAAUUGUGGCCCCAUCAGGUCUUAAUGGUGGAGGAGGGGCACCAAACGAGCUCACAAUUACCUGGAAGUCGUUGGAGAGGAAGUACCAGAAUGGAGAUGGUUUUGGAUACAUCAUUGCUUUCAAAAGAAUGACUGAGGAGACCUGGCAGACAGUUAAAAUUCUUGGGGCGCAGUCGCAGCACUUUGUGUAUAGAAAUGAGAGCAUAGCAGCCUACACUCCCUUCAAUGUCAUGAUCAAGGCAUUUAAUCAAAAAGGAAAAGGACCUUACAGUUUGGAAACCAUUGUAUAUUCUGCAGAGGAGGAGCCGAGCAUUUCACCAUCUGACGUGAAGACAACAGUUCUAUCAUCUUCUGAAAUCAAGGUGGAGUGGAAGUCUGUGGCGACUGUCAAGGGGGUUUUAUUGGGCUAUGAGAUCAGAUACUGGAAGGCUGGUGAUAAUGCAGGUGCUGCCGAUAGGGUGAGGUCGGAAAGUCUGGACACAGUUGCCAAAGUGAGCGGUCUAAAGCCAAAUACCCUAUACCAUGUGACAGUUCAUGCUUACAACAGAGCUGGCACUGGGCCACCGAGCCCCAUCGCCAAUGUUACUACCACCAAAUCACCUCCAAACAGACCUCCGGGAAAUAUUUCCUGGACACUUUCGCGUUCCAGUGUCAGAAUCAAGUGGGAUCCAUUGAUAUCAAUGAAAAAUGAGUCUUCUGUAACGGAAUACAAGAUACUUUAUAGAGUGGAUUCCCAUUCAACCCCUACCUUAUAUGUGACAAGCAAGACACAGGCAGAGCUUCCAGUUCCUGAAGGUGCCAAUCAUGUGACUAUUCAGCUACGUGCCACUGGAUUGGGAGGUGAUGGGGAGGCAGCAGAGGUGCAUAUUCCCACAAAUUCAGGAACCAGCAUGAUGGUAGAAAACUCUGCUUCUCAGCCAUUCAUGACUAAAACAGUUGCAGUCUUGGUCCUAAUCAGGUAUCUUGCAGUUUGAAGCACUAUUACCCUGAAGAU
Molecule: messenger RNA, 4052 nt
Organism: Bufo gargarizans (Asiatic toad)
Lineage: Eukaryota; Metazoa; Chordata; Amphibia; Anura; Bufonidae
Gene: CNTN2
Product: contactin 2
Exons: 24
Coding region: 1-4032 (1343 amino acids)
Biological process (GO): cell-cell adhesion; brain development
Molecular function (GO): cell-cell adhesion mediator activity
Source: RefSeq, a predicted model, not a curated record